CGCGGGCUUGUGGAUGGAUGGGCGAAGGGCGUAAGAAGCUAGCAGCUGCCUUUAUCUCUCAUUCCCACCUCAUUAGGUGUUUCUUCUUCUUCGUCUCUUCUAUAUUCCUCUCCCCUUUGCGCCAAAGGAACCCAUAAACAAAUACCAAGAGUAAAAGUUGGACGACAGAGGAGCUCUGGAUUCCUCUCUUCCCGUCCUGGGCGACGGUCCCUCUUAUGCCGCUCCCUUCUCAGGUUUUGCCAGACUUAGACCUAAACGGCUUUGUUCCCUUCGAUAAGGCAUGGAGCAAGUGCACAUCUGGUCUAAAUGCUACCAGUUUCGGGCUUUUACAUUCCAAGAAGUGCUCGACUGGCGGUUCCUUGUCCUUGGAGAUUUUCUUUUGGUUUCCUUUGUCAAUUGCACUUAGUGGAAGGACUCUCGUUAAUAAACAGUGCUGGAGGUGUGAUGCAAAGUUUUUCUGAAAUUGGUGUUGGAUCGCUAGUGCACUGGUUAAAUGAAUUGCUGACACAAAAGCAUAUACUGUUCCAAAGUUUUGCCAGCAAAUCAGCUGGAAUACAAGAAGAGUAACCGGGCCGAAGCCUUCAGGGGAACAAUCUUGAGCUGUCAAUUUAGUUCUCUUUAGAUUAAUUGUUGCCUCAAGUCUCCACAGAUCGUUUUUGUGCCUGUAGUCUCUCUUCUUAUUCCCGAUUCAUACUGUAAACUGUCAAGCCAGCAGCUCACUGAAGAAUUGCCAUAGGUUAUAGAUGAGGUAGCCCCUUCCUGUCGUUUAAAACCUGCCAUCAACCCUUCAUGUCAAGUCAAGCUAUCUGAGGUCUUAGUGUGUCGUAUAGUCUUAAUAUGGUCUCUAGCAUUUAUUUUUCUCUAUUGUUCAUGUCUUUCUCUCAAAAAGCUGUGGGUCCGUGUCAGUCCAUGAAUAAAGCAAGGUCUCCUCAGUCCCCCCUUUUGUUUUAGUCAGUCAAGUACUUCCCUGAAAUAUAGCAAAGGAUCCUUCGUGUCGGGAUAGCAAGAAUGGAGAGGUACAAGUUAAUCAAGGAAGUUGGUGAUGGAACGUUUGGAACUGUGUGGCGAGCAAUUAAUAGACACAACGGUGAAGUUGUUGCUAUUAAAAAGAUGAAGAAAAAGUAUUACACCUGGGAGGAAUGUGUAAAUCUCAGAGAAGUGAAGUCGCUGCGUAGGAUGAAUCAUCCCAAUAUCGUGAAGCUCAAGGAAGUUAUUCGAGAAAAUGACAUAUUGUUUUUUAUCUUUGAGUACAUGGAGUGCAAUCUUUACCAGCUAAUGAAGGACAGGGAAAAGUUGUUCUCUGAAGCUGAAAUAAGGAACUGGUGUUUCCAGGUAUUCCAGGCUCUUGUUUAUAUGCAUCAACGUGGGUACUUCCAUCGUGAUCUGAAGCCAGAAAAUUUGUUAGUUACAAAAGCUGUGAUCAAGGUUGCUGAUUUCGGUCUUGCACGAGAAAUCAAUUCACAACCACCAUACACUGAAUAUGUCUCAACACGAUGGUAUCGGGCCCCUGAGGUUCUGCUUCAGUCAUCUCUAUAUGGUUCUAAAGUUGAUAUGUGGGCAAUGGGUGCUAUCAUGGCAGAGCUCUUCAGUUUGCGACCGCUUUUCCCUGGUAGCAGUGAAGCAGAUGAGAUCCACAAAAUUUGUGGUGCUAUAGGAACUCCAACAGUGGACACAUGGGCUGAGGGUCUAAAACUUGCAGGCAGUAUAAACUACCAAUUCCCAAGGUUUCCUGGUGUGCACCUUUCUUCACUGAUACCUUCAGCCAGUGACGAUGCGAUUAAACUUAUCACUUCUCUGUGUAUGUGGGAUCCUCGCAAGAGGCCGACAGCUGCAGAGGCCCUUCAACAUCCUUUCUUCCAGAGCUGCUUCUAUGUUCCGCCAUCUCUCCGUCCGAAAUCUUCUAUUACUAGGACGCCUCCUUCUGCUGCAAUGAAGAGUUCCGUGGAGCAACAGUGCGCUAGAAGAUACUCUUCCACUUUGCCUAGUUCAAAGCUGAUUCCAAAUUGUGCUACUGUGAAGUUGCACGCUUCGUUGAGCCCUGGUGUCCAGCGGAAACUUGAUCUUGUUAAUCAGGAUGAGAACAAGGAUUCCAAAACAUUGAAGAGCGCAGACAGACAGCCAAAAUACCGUCCUCCUGCGAGGAAAAGCCCUACUUCGACGCUCAGGGGCAGAGUAGGUGCUGGUGCGAACUCGGAGUUGGCAGAUAAGUUUGGAAGCAUGAACAUGGGGGCUCGCAAGCAGACAAUUGGUCCAGGUAGCACCAAAGCACCUCCAAUGAAGACUGGUGGGCAGUGGAACGGAGGAAACAGUGACAUGUUUCUGCGAUCAGCAGCAAAACUCCAAUCUGGCAAAAGUAUGACGAGGAAAGUUGCUGGGUAACAAGUUGAUGACCAUGAAUAAUAAAAAUAUAUAUCUACGGUUUUGUUUCUUUGGAUGAGAUCUUUGUGGCUUACCUCAACUUUUGAACAAGGUGUGAAUUGUGUGUGUGUGGUGGAUGCGCUGGAACUUUGUUUGGCAGAACGACAAACACACAGCUAUGGCUUUGGCUAUCCUGUACCACUGUUCGUUCUGUCCGUUACAGUGAAUGAUAUGCCCUUUGUGUCUGGAAUAAUAAGAAUACAUUUCGGUUGUUUUUUUCUUUUGUUGGGCGAACACGGAUUUGUCUUGCGGGAUCUUAUGUGGCACAAGUGCUAGGUCAGUCGUUGGGUCGAUUUGGGACUGGUGCAUUGAUUGCUGGUUCUGUCGAUUGAGCCGACGAAGUGACAUCAAUUGGGAGGGUGAAAUGUCGACGGAUUUUCUCACGUUGGGUCCGCAAUGAUUAGAC
Molecule: messenger RNA, 2824 nt
Organism: Linum tenue
Lineage: Eukaryota; Viridiplantae; Streptophyta; Magnoliopsida; Malpighiales; Linaceae
Source: the annotation of a GenBank genome assembly